This is a messenger RNA of Colletes gigas, 1363 nucleotides long. RefSeq lists its product as uncharacterized. Gene Ontology annotation, biological process: regulation of translational initiation. Lineage: Eukaryota; Metazoa; Arthropoda; Insecta; Hymenoptera; Colletidae. The transcript has 5 exons. Gene Ontology annotation, molecular function: translation activator activity. The record is from RefSeq and is a predicted model, not a curated record. The coding region runs from base 177 to 965 and encodes 262 amino acids.
UUCAUACUGUAGUUUACGGUUUUAAUGUAAUAUAAAUAUAUACAAUUGAUGUACGAAGUACAUUGGAUUUAAAAAGAAUUUAUCCGUAUUACAACAAAUGUUUAGAUGUGCUUCAACCUCUAAUUAAUACAGUCACAAACACUAUUGAAGCCAGAUUAAAAUUUUCUAAAGACAAAAUGAUGUCAAUUGGUCGUGGUCGUGGUCGUGGUCGUGGAUGGGCCCAAUGUGAUAAAGAUCCAUUAUCUAAACCAGGAAAGUUAUUAUGUUCUGAGGAUAUCGAUUUUGCUAAUCUUAUUAAUAUUAUCGAUCAUAUCACUGUGGAAAAUUUGGAAGAACAAACUAAAAAAUUUGCACAGCUUUGCACAGAAGACCAUUAUGAAGAGAUAAAUGAUAAGCUUUAUGAACACGCUGUGAACAAUAGAGAGUUUGGUAUGAAAAUAAUUCUACUCUAUUAUAAGAAUCUUACGUUUAAAAGCUCUCUAUGGAAACUUUUAAUAAGUAAGAUGCAAAAUCAAUAUGACAGAAGAAUAGAAUUGAGAGAAGAGACUACAACAAUGCAAUUCUGUAAUAUUGUUUCUUUAUUCUCUAGAUUUGUAUAUGUAUUAUCUUUUGGAGACUUGUUCAGAAAAUUACAGUUAGCAUUAUUAGAUUAUAUGGAAAUGUUAUUAGAAACAGCUUCUCCAGAGGAAAUUGAAACUUUCACAGAACAAAUAAUUGUUCAUGGGAAACAUAUAUAUAGAAACUGUAAAGAGGAAAUGGAUAAAUUAAUGGUUAUAUCAAGGCAAAUAUUAAUCGAAAAAGAUUUGCCUCUUGUAUCUCGUCAAAUGUUAUUAUACGCGAUAGACUUGGUCAAUCACAACUUUGAACCACUUCCUAAGAAUUUACAAGAAUUUUAUGAACUACGACUAGACAAAAAUUUUAUACAAAAUAGUAUACCUGUUUUAUGCCUUGGUAAUGACAAGUAAUAUUUAACACAAAGAUAGUAAAAAAUAUACUUAAAUGACCUGAAAGGAAAAUUUUGUGUAGUUGUAUUUGAUACAAAUUGAACUGCGUAGAGGAAGUUUAAGAGAAAUUCGAGGUUCGAAUGCGGAAGAUCUUGAUCGGAAUAGAAUACUCAAUAUGAGAUACGGUUUUAAAUGAAGGAAUUAUACAAAAUUCCAUUUUAAAUUUACAAGGCACGAUACAGUGAAUUAUAAUACAUUUACCAAAACAAAUAACAGUUACACAAGUAUUUAAAUAUAAUGACAGUUUACACACAACAAAAAUAAGAAAAUAAAGUAGAUUUAGCUAUUAAAUAUUAAUAGACUCUUCUUUAUUAUCAAACUUCACACAACCUCAUUUUAUAUGUCAAUAAUUGUAUAAG